Molecule: messenger RNA, 2767 nt
Organism: Drosophila erecta
Lineage: Eukaryota; Metazoa; Arthropoda; Insecta; Diptera; Drosophilidae
Gene: Vha100-3
Product: V-type proton ATPase 116 kDa subunit a
Exons: 1
Coding region: 1-2745 (914 amino acids)
Biological process (GO): proton transmembrane transport; vacuolar acidification
Cellular component (GO): vacuolar proton-transporting V-type ATPase complex; vacuolar proton-transporting V-type ATPase, V0 domain; plasma membrane
Molecular function (GO): proton-transporting ATPase activity, rotational mechanism; ATPase binding
Source: RefSeq, a predicted model, not a curated record
AUGAAAUUAUUUAAGAAACGGCAGACGAAAGUCAAGUCCUUUUUCCGCAGCGAGGACAUGGACUUGUGCCAACUGCUGCUGCACACGGAAAACGCCUUCGAUUGCCUCAUUGAGCUGGGUCACCAUGGAGCUGUGCAAUUCAACAAUGUCUACGAUGAGGAUCGCUUGCUGAACCACCUCUACACCAAAAAAGUGGCGCACUGCUAUGAGUUGCUGCGUAUCGUGGACAAUCUGCACGCUCAGAUCGUCCAGUUGCAUGUGAACGAGGUAUUCUAUCCGGAUGUGGACCGCGAGAAUCGGCUGAAGGAGAAGGACCUGGCCAAGUAUAGGGAUAGCCUGAAACGCAUCCAUGUGGAGGCCAGCGCCGUGACGGAGCACUACUUCCGACUGGACAGUCGCCGAAGUCGCAUGAUCGAGCACUGCUUCGCUUUAAACAAGGCCAACAAGUAUAUGAUAUCCGACAUGGGCAGUGAACUGCUCUAUUCGGAGAGCACAGUAAUGAGUUUGGUGCAGGAUGCCACGACCAGCUCUGGAGCCUAUCAGUCACAUCUGAACUAUAUGAUCGGCUGCAUCCGGGCUGAUAAGUUCUAUAGCUUCGAGCUGCUGCUCUACCGCUUGUGCUCCUUCAACCUGAUCAUUCGAUUCUCCGAAAUUUCUACUCCGGUCUACGAAUAUCAUUAUGGCCAUAAGCCGGAAAGGGUACGAAAGUUUGCCAUUCUCAUGAUGGCCAGUUCGACGAUAAUCUGGCCCAAGGUGCUUAAGAUAUGCGCUCACUAUCAUGUCAACAUCUACGAUUGCCCCAGUUCGGCAAGGCAGCGGGAGGAAAAGGUCAGGGAGUUGAGACAGGAGAUAGUGAACGUGGAGAAGGUGCUCCAGGAGGCCGAGCUGAUGCGCCGCCAGAUCCUGGAGGUUGCUGGCCAGGAUCUAUUCAUUGUACGUGUGAAUCUGCGCAAGGCGCUGAAGGUGUACGAUCUGAUGAAUCGCCUGAGAUUGGUGGGCGGAGUAGAGGUACCUCGGUAUCUUUUGGCCGAGGUGUAUAUACCAUCGUCUGAUGUCCCCGAUGUGAGGACAAUCCUACGAAAUGCCUCCCGAAUAAGUGGGGGCGCAGAUGACGACGAUGACGACGAUGAUUCAUCGGAUGAAAACAUCGAGAAGGCAAACGAUGCAGAGUCCCCCGAAGAUAAAAAAGCAAUUCCUAAUGUUACGUCCUAUUCCAAUGAUGCGGAUUUCCAGCCAGGCGAGGAUAUGAGUGCUCGAGCCAUACUGAUUAAGAAAAACAGACUGGUCAAUCAUAUGCCACCAACGUACUUUCGGCUGAACCAGUUCACCAGGGGAUUCCAGAACCUAAUAGACGCCUAUGGGAUGGCCGAUUACAAGGAGCUGAAUCCCGCUCCGUACACCAUCAUCACAUUUCCCUUCCUGUUCGCCGUUAUGUUUGGUGACCUGGGUCAUGGCAUUCUGCUAAUUUUUUUCUCGCUAAUCAUGAUUUGGAAGCACAGGCAGAUUGAAAAGUAUCAGAUUGCUUCGACCUCGGAGAACGAGAUCCUGAAUAUCCUAUUUGCGGGACGCUACAUAAUCUUACUUAUGGGCAUAUUUUCCGUCUACAUGGGCAUCAUCUACAACAUAGUCGUGGCCAAGAGCUUCAAUCUUUUCGAUUCCAGCUGGAGCUGCCGAUACAAUGAGACAACUGUGUAUGAUCCCGCUUUUCAUGUGACCCUAGACUCUUCGCAUCCGCACUUCUACUCUGGCCAUCCGUAUCCUGUGGGAAUGGAUCCAGUGUGGGCCGUCUGCGGCCAGGACUCGAUAACCACCACUAACUCGUUGAAAAUGAAGAUGGCCAUUGUCCUGGGUAUUACACAAAUGAUGUUUGGACUAGGCCUAGCUGCCGCCAAUUGCGUGCUGAUGAAUAGAAAAUCAGAUCUCGUUCUGGUUGUCAUUCCGCAGAUGAUCUUCAUGAUGUGCCUCUUCGGCUACCUUGUCUUCCUGAUCUUCUACAAGUGGCUGGCCUUCGGGGGCCACAAGCCGGCGCCCUACAACUCUGCGUGUGCCCCCUCCGUGCUGAUCACCUUCAUCAACAUGAUGCUGAUGAAAAGUGAGGAUACGGCGACGGACUGCCUGGCUGAUAUGUAUCCUAACGAGCGGAUGGUGGAGUUCGCCUUAGUAGCAACAGCCUUUUGUACGAUACCCAUUUUAUUGGCCGGCAAACCGAUAUAUCUUAUGCGGCGUCGCAGGAAGAUGGAACAGGAACGGGAACGGGACUUCAAGAGGAUGCGCCGCCAGACGAUUGCGGAAAUGCGAUCCACCAUGCGGUACACCGAUGAUGAUUCCAGCGAGGCCAGCAGGCAGAAGGGCAACGAGGAGGAGCACGAGACGUCCGAGAUUUGGAUUCACUCUGGAAUCCAUACGAUCGAAACGGUCCUGGGCUCGGUCUCCCAUACAGCCUCCUACCUUCGAUUGUGGGCCCUCUCGUUGGCCCACGAUCAGCUGUCCGAUGUGCUGUGGCACAUGGUUCUGACCAAGGGAUUCGCCAACACUCUGCCACUGUACUAUGGCGUGCCCGUGCUCAUGGCCGCUUUCUUCGCCUGGGCCAUUCUCACAGUGGCCAUUCUGGUAAUGAUGGAGGGACUGAGUGCCUUCCUGCACACCCUGCGGCUCCACUGGGUGGAGUUCCAGUCGAAGUUCUUCGGCGGAACCGGCGAGUCGUUCAAGGCGUUCAGUUUUCCGCCCUCAAACCAGAGGAGUUAGUUUUUUUCUUAUAGUUUAUAAA